CCUUCAGGUAAGUGCAGUAGAGAGCUGAUGAGACUGGCUGGCUGGCUGUUUCUGAUGAGCUAGCAGGAAGACCUUCCAGGUGGAGGUUUUGCUAAUUGUCCCUGGAGAUUAGAGGGAGCAGCACAAAGGAAACCCGGCUCCUUUUCUGCCUCAGCCUGCAGAAGGAGGGACCUUGGCAGAGAUGUUUCAAACGAAUUUAAAUACAGUUCCUUUGUAAGAAUUUUUAGUUGUAAUGCCAGAGCCCAGUAAUAGCAAAUUUUAUUUAGUUUACCUAAAAAAUAAUCAGAUUGUGUUUUGUUAAGUAGAAAUUUUUUUUAAGGACUGUGUCAUCAGUUUGUUUACACUUUAGUCAAAGCCAGUUCAUCUUUUAAGGGAGAAACUAACUGCUAAAGCCUGCAGAUUGUGGAAUUCCUCCUUCUUUCCUGAUGUUAUGAGAUCCAGUUUAUUAAAGGUAUUCUUUGUGCCAAACAGUAAGUAAAACAGAGUAUUUAUUAAGUUUGUACCCUACCCGAUCAUAAAAUACUUAAUGGCAUAGCAUCUUCUUUUGCCCAUUUCUCCUUAGAGCAGAAUAUUUCAGGUAGAACGAGGGCCAAGGAAGAAGUAGCUGGCAGCCAUCCUUUUAAAUAUAAACAAAUCAAUUAUUCUUUGUACUCUUUGGACCUGCACUUGAAGGAGAGAGUUUUUUUUAUGUGUGUUUUUUUUUAAAAUACAUCUGGGAAGCUUCCAGGCAGUUAGGUCAGAUAUAGCCAUGAGCAAACCUUAGAAAAUUUGUUUCUGAAUCUUAACCUUGAAUUGAACUUGUUAAUAAAGCAGGUUACUUGCUCUGUGGGACAGGCAGCUAAUGCUUUAGAAAAAGCUGUUUCUAAAACCUUUGACUGUAUGCUGACUUGACUUUGAAAGCCAGAAAUCACUUGUUUUCUUAUUUCUCCAGAGCAUGUUGUUCACUCUUGAAUUCCUCUAGAUUAGUACAGCCUUCCAUGUGCCAAGCACUUAGUAAAUACAUAUCUAAUCAAUGAAUAACCAUAAAGUGUCUUUUGUUUUUGUAAGAAAAUAGUUUUUUAUGGUCUGUGGAAUGAGACUAGAACUAGAAAGAAUAACAUUCUGUUAGGACUCAUUGGUAGAGCAAUAAUAGAGCUUCGUCUCCUGCCUGUCCCUUUCCUUUUUCCCAGAGAUGCACUGGGUAGCAGGACUUACUUCAAGACACAUGAAGCAUCCUCCCUGCUUUAAAGUAUCUGAGCCAUGGUAUUUUCAUAAUGCUCUUCCUUGUCUUUUUUUGUUUCUCUUCCAGUUUAAGAAAAGCCCUCCUAAAAUCCCAUAUAAGGCCAUUGCGCUUGCUACAGUGCUGUUUUUGAUCGGCGCCUUCCUCAUUAUCAUAGGCUCCCUCCUGCUGGCCGGCUAUAUCAGCAAAGGGCUAGGUCUUGACUCCGCUAAUCGGGACUCCCUGUCUGGUUUCGAGCUUGGACCUCAACAGCACAAGGAAAUGGAGCUCAGUGGUGUGUAAUGGAAAGCAUAUGGACAGGUCCACGUCCUGGCAUUUAGAAUAUCCUGCCUCACCCAAAGUUUCUGUUGAAUGAAAAGUGCCCUUACCAGAAUUCCUUCAACAGGAGGUCUCCUACUUGUAUUUCUAAACUUCUUAUAGGUGCUAAGAGAUGGUGCUUGUGGGACUCAUCUCUGCCUGAGAAUCAGGUGCCCCAGGUUCCGGAAAAGCCAACUCUUCCAGCCCAACGACCAAACCACCCACUUUUUCUUAAUGAUGGGUAUUGGUAAGAACACUACAUCCAAAUCCAUGGAGGCCGGGAGUUCAACUGAAGGCAAAUAUGAAGAUGAAGCCAAGCACCCCGCUUUCUUCACCCUUCCGGUGGUGAUAAAUGGAGGUGCCACGUCCAGCGGCGAGCAGGACUAUGAAGACACAGAGCUCAUGGCGAUCUACACAACAGAGAACGGCAUCGCAGAAAAGAGCUCUCUGGCUGAGACGUUGGAUAGCACUGGCAGUCUAGACCCCCAGAGAUCGGACAUGAUUUACACCAUAGAAGACGUUCCUCCCUGGUACCUGUGCAUAUUUCUGGGGCUGCAGCACUACCUGACUUGCUUCAGCGGCACUAUCGCAGUGCCCUUUCUGCUGGCCGAUGCCAUGUGUGUGGGGUACGACCAGUGGGCCACCAGCCAGCUCAUCGGGACCAUAUUCUUCUGUGUGGGAAUCACAACUCUGCUGCAGACAACAUUUGGAUGCAGGUUACCCCUGUUUCAGGCCAGUGCUUUUGCAUUUCUGGCCCCUGCUCGAGCCAUCCUGUCUUUAGAUAAAUGGAAAUGUAACACCACAGAUGUUUCAAUUGCCAACGGAACAACAGAACUGCUACACACAGAGCACAUCUGGUAUCCCCGCAUCCGCGAGAUCCAGGGGGCCAUCAUCAUGUCCUCACUGAUAGAAGUGGUCAUUGGCUUCCUAGGCCUGCCCGGUGCUCUGCUGAAAUACAUCGGGCCCCUGACCAUUACUCCCACGGUGGCCCUCAUUGGCCUCUCCGGUUUCCAGGCGGCAGGAGAGAGAGCGGGGAAGCACUGGGGCAUCGCCAUGCUGACAAUUUUCCUAGUAUUACUGUUCUCUCAAUAUGCCAGAAAUGUUAAAUUUCCUCUCCCAAUUUACAAAUCCAAGAAAGGAUGGACUGCGUACAAGUUACAGCUUUUCAAAAUGUUCCCUAUCAUCCUGGCCAUCCUUGUGUCCUGGCUGCUCUGCUUCAUCUUCACAGUGACAGAUGUCUUCCCUCCUGACAGCACUAAGUAUGGCUUCUAUGCUCGAACGGAUGCCAGGCAGGGGGUUCUUCUCGUAGCCCCGUGGUUUAAGGUCCCAUACCCAUUUCAGUGGGGACUGCCCACCAUCUCUGCGGCUGGUGUCAUUGGCAUGCUCAGUGCUGUUGUCGCCAGUAUUAUCGAGUCUAUCGGGGACUACUACGCCUGCGCAAGGCUGUCCUGUGCCCCACCGCCUCCCAUCCAUGCAAUAAACAGGGGGAUUUUCGUGGAGGGUCUCUCCUGUGUUCUCGAUGGCAUGUUUGGUACUGGGAAUGGCUCUACUUCAUCCAGUCCCAACAUUGGAGUUUUGGGAAUUACUAAGGUCGGCAGUCGCCGGGUGAUACAAUACGGGGCCGCCCUCAUGCUCGCCUUGGGCAUGAUCGGGAAGUUCAGCGCCCUCUUCGCCUCCCUUCCAGACCCUGUGCUUGGCGCCCUCUUCUGUACUCUCUUCGGAAUGAUCACAGCCGUUGGACUCUCUAACCUGCAGUUCAUCGAUUUAAACUCUUCCCGGAACCUCUUUGUGCUUGGAUUUUCAAUCUUCUUUGGGCUCGUUCUUCCAAGUUACCUCAGACAGAACCCUCUGGUCACAGGGAUAGCAGGAGUUGAUCAAGUGCUGAACGUUCUUCUCACAACUGCUAUGUUUGUAGGCGGCUGUGUGGCUUUUAUUUUGGAUAACACCAUCCCAGGUACCCCAGAGGAAAGAGGAAUCCGGAAGUGGAAGAAGGGCGUAGGAAAAGGGAGCAAAUCGCUUGAUGGCAUGGAAUCCUAUGACUUGCCAUUUGGCAUGAACGUUAUUAAAAAGUACCGAUGCUUCAGCUACUUACCCAUCAGCCCGACCUUCGUGGGCUACACGUGGAAAGGCCUCGGGAAGAGCUCGAACAGCCGGAGCUCGGAUGCGGACUCGCAGGCCACGGUAUAGCUGUAGCUUGCCCUGUGGCCCAGCCGCAGUGAGGCAUGACCUGUAGUUUCUUGCUGAGUACCAAGCAGUAACAUAUAUGUUUGUAUAUCUGCAUUUACAUGCUGCACCCCAGAGCUAAGACAGAUUGCAAGUAGUGUUUCUUGUUGUGAGUGGUGAUCGUGUCUAAUAUGGUGUCUUGCCUUUCUCCUUAUUUAAGUCCCGACCCCUUGCCCUUGAGAACGUCCACUGCUGGCUGUGGUUGCUGAACUUGAAGUUCCUGCCCUCCUGUGGGAGAUGUUUGAAAUCCACGGCGACUCCUGGUGUUCAGUCCCCCUCCCUCCACCCCAUGCUAGCUUUCUUACAGGCCGCCUCGGGGUGCAGGGGCUUUCUGUCCUGGGAGCCCCUGGACCUGCUUGGUUUGGGUUUUGUUUUGUUUUGUUUUUUUGACCUCGGCCUGAACCACAGGAGACCCCCUGUGGUCAAGGGGCACCAGUAUCCUCGCAUUGUCACAACUGGUCAAUUGUGAUUCUGUGUUCCCUGAUACUCCUGUAGGAGGAGGCUGGUGACCUGGUUGAAAACAGUGACAUGGUUACCCUACGCCCUGAUCUGUGCUCAGGUAAGGUCUGCACACAUAGUAUUAGGAUGGAAAUGAGGGGAAAGGAAAGUACCGUGAAGUCAGUAUCUGAUUUUUAGUGGCUCUCUCGGUGCAACCCGGGCCCAGGCUGGGCCAGCGCAUUUCACACUGGCCUCUCUGCACUAGUAGCCAAGACACACUCUCUGACGUUUCUCACUCCUGGUGGCAUGACAGUUAGAGAGUGCCACAAAGGGGCACCAACCAGAUGUUUAUGGGAGUCUUGGCUCUGCUGUCAUGUGGAUGUCAGUUAUUGUCACGUGUCUAUAAAUACAAGAUUUUAUUUCUAUUUAAUGUUAUUGACCAUAGCAGAUUUUUGAAAUCAGUGUUUUUCCACAUGACCCCCUUACCUUGCAUCCUUAUUGUGCCUCACCCACCCCCUCCCAUUAAAGAAAGAACCAGCAUUUGUAAAGCUGUGGACACCAUCAGGGAAAGCUGUUGGCAUGGCUUGUCAAGGCCAGUAACCAUUAUUGUGGUUGUGUUUUGUAUUGCUUGAUACCAUGAAAGUGUAAAUACUGUAAUACCUAAUCUAUUUAUCAAAACUACUGGAUCAGAGCUCAGAAACCAUGGUUAUGUUGUACGUGAAUUUGUUUUGUGAAGAAGGGAAGCCAGGGCAGGUGAUGAACAGCUGCCGUAUUGCAGGGUCCUGUUGCAAGUCUUUCUGGCAGUUAAGGCUUGAGGGGACUUUCUGUGGGUUGCCAUGUUGCCUGUCCACUGGGUGUUGGUUUGGCAAAGAGGAAGAUAAGAUCCCCUGGCCAGAUGCUGCCGUUCUUAAGUUACUGCAGAAGGUGAUGGUGAGAAAGGCAGCUGGCAGGUCCCCCCUGUUGAGUUCUAAAUAAAUAACACUAAGUUCUUUUGGGGAGGGGGAGAGGGAGGGGGAGACUUCUGUUGAAUUUGGUUUGAAAUUUUUCAGCCAGAAAAGUCUGAGACAAAGUAGUGAGCUCACUUCAUGAGGUGAUGCUUCUCUUCCUAAGUGUUCAUUGACCUGGUUGAGACUCAAGAUGGCAGUGGGUGCUGCUGUCUGCAACAGCAGGACGUGGUCUGGUCCCCAGCAGCCUUGUGUCCACAGGGUGCAUUUCCUGCCCCCAAGAAAACCAAACUGGGUUGUCUUUGGCAUUAUUGUGUCAUGACAGCCUCCUUGACUACUGGGAAGGUGGGGGGUUUCAAGGCUUGUUCUGGCAAGAACUCUUCAGAGCCACUUCAUUGUUUUGCCAAGACCUUAUUGCAGAUUAAGUAAAGAACUUAGAUUGUAAAUUACGUUUAAUUUUGUAUGUUCCUUUCUUUUGACGUGUAUUUGAUGCUUAGUUUCUUUUGAAGCACCCCCGUUAGCCAUUUCCAUCCCUUUGACUUGGUAAGCUCUCGAGGCUGGCAGCCCUCUGACACUGAGUCACUCUCAGUUCCUUCUAGUUGUAUUUUAGCUCAACAUCUAAAUUUCUCAGCUUUGAAAAAUGGGCAAAACCAUUACACCUCCCAAAGAUUUGCAGUAUUCUAGCUCUGUAGGUAAGCAGGACCAAAUACCCAAAUAAAAGCAUCUGAACCAUCAGUAAUUCAGAAACAAAAAGUUCCCUUUAACUUAUCUUGACCAGGCAUGUCCAGAAACCCACUCACUCCGUUAUGAAACCCCUCUUUGGGUCAGCUUUUACUGGGAGGUUUCAAAUCUGCAAGCAUUCAUAUGUGGAGGGAAGCCCUAUACCCACACCACCUGUUGGGAAGAGGGGUUUUACCCUUCUUGUUCCACUGGGGCCAACUUGGAGUCUCUGUCCAAGGGAGGGAGUGGAGAGUAGGGACAGCAGGUGGGGAGGAAAGAGGUCAGCCUGACCAGAGGCCCCAGUGAGUCUGCACAGCCUGUGAAAUUCACCUUUGCCUGAGUGAUUGGAACCUUAGGAUGACUAAUUUUGCACAUGCAGUGCACACCAACCAUUUUAGGAAGUGAUCCUUCUGCUAGCAGAUGUGUGACAGAAUGAGUCUAAUUGAAAAAAAUGUAUUCAUCUGCUGCUUGGGUUUGAGCAUCAACUGCAGGGAAAGUUUGGGGGGCGUGCAGUGGCCAUGCAUGACUGUCCCUGUGAACUUCCCACUUACACUGUUGGCUUGCAUUGCUGGGGUGCACACCCACCAGGCUUUGUUUGGCCAAUAGAAUGUUUUAAAAUAUUUUAUAUGUAAGUGUCCUUGGGCAGGGCAUUCAGUCUCCAAUUUCCAUAGUGAACACCUACCCACCAUCUUCACAUGUACGUGAGCCAUUCUGAUGUGGAAAGUAAGUAGAAAGUAUUUAUAAGGACAGUAGAUGCUGCCGUAUCCCAGUGGGGGUGGGUAACGGGGACCCUACCACUGGUCUGGUAAAGUAUCUAACACAGAAUAAUGAGAAGUAGCUUUAGUCUUUGUAAGCAAUUUUCAUUCUCAUUUGGGAAUUAAACUCCAACUCAUUGGUAUCAAAUCUUUCUUAGGAGGGUGUCAAAUGUUAACUUUCAGUGAGUUUGUUGUGAUUUAUCAAAGCAAGAGAAGUGGCUUAAUCAGGUCAGCUGGAAUGAAACAUCAUGGGUCCUGAUGGUUUCCCAUUUUCAUGGUAACAAAUUCACACACAGGAUUUGCUUUAUACUGUAGAAUACUGACUUUCAUGAUGAGAACUUGGUUUAUGCAUGAAUAUUGCAGUAUUUCCAUAUAGUAAAAUAACAUUUCUGCCCAGGAUAAUAGUCUCAGUUUUCCAGGGAGGGAAUGAUAUACUUUUCAUGACAAUGUCAUGUGAUGAUAGAAUUUCUCCAUUGAUGAAUCUCUAGUAUGUGUGUAUACUUUAUUUACCCAUGCGUAUAUUUUAUGACCACGAGCUAAGUUGUUAUUACUUUAAUUCAUGUCCCUGCUGAAAUACUGGUACUAGCAAUUUAGACUUGAAGUUGGCGACUGUAAUCUUCCUUAAUAUUGAUGCCACCAAGAACGGCCAGGACAGACAGAAGGUGAGAAAGGAGCUGUGGUGGAAACCUCAUUCCAGAACCUGUCUGGCCCGAGGAGAGGCAGCAUCCUGCAGGCCGCUGUGCUUGGGGUGUGCACCGGGCUGCAGACACCAGGCCUGGCAUGGCUGUCACUGGCUGCCCGGUAUGUGCACCCAGCCACGCCUCCUGGACACUGUGGCUGUGCAAAUGUGCCUGAGCAUUGGCAGGCCCAUUUCUCCAGGGAGCCACCCCUUGGCUUUGGAGAAGAGCCUGGAUUUUCACCUACUGCAUGUGUUGUGCUCUGUCCCCCUAUGACCUGGACACAGAACAGGACACCUCCCCCCUCUACCCUACCUGCGGCCACAACCCGAGCAGUGCAAGAAGACUGCCUAGUUUUGCCCGUGUUCAGGUUCCGCCCAUGGACCCAGAAAGCACAUUCGGGCUGGGGAUCCCUUUCAGCAGCCUCACACAUUCCUGUCCUCCCAGGUUAUUCCUGACCGGGCCUCGUCAUCACUCUGCAUAAGUAACUCCCAGCGUCCUUAGAAUUGCCGUGCGUGUUUUCUGGCAUUUAGGACACCCUCACCGGCGUGGCCAUCUUACUGACAGUCCAAUCUUACCCUUUUUCCUUUGUUUGUAACAACCUUUGUUGACUCGUUAAUAAAUUUCUGACUGUUCUUAACACGGUGGGGAUGCCUAUAUUUUCCUUGAGUUUUUGUGACUGACUUUGGCUAUGUACCUUUUCGGGAUUUUGUUUGUUUUUUUAUUUUGCAUACCGAGGGUAUUUAGGGUGGGGUUGUUUUUGAGAUGUGUAAUUCUUUUACGGAGUUUUUAAAAAGAAUUUUCAUAUUGUUUUUCUAACAUGGCCUCAUUAAACGUUUAAGUAUUUUAAAAAUAUGUAAUAUUUGGACCAGAUGUUGUGAAUAAUAGUAGAGAUAAAGCUAUUUUAUUCUGUAUUUUUAAAACUGUUCCGUACAAAUAAAAGCUCUCCUGGACGCA
Molecule: messenger RNA, 8230 nt
Organism: Miniopterus natalensis
Lineage: Eukaryota; Metazoa; Chordata; Mammalia; Chiroptera; Miniopteridae
Gene: SLC23A2
Product: solute carrier family 23 member 2
Biological process (GO): transmembrane transport
Cellular component (GO): membrane
Molecular function (GO): transmembrane transporter activity
Source: RefSeq, a predicted model, not a curated record